Molecule: messenger RNA, 1728 nt
Organism: Westerdykella ornata
Lineage: Eukaryota; Fungi; Ascomycota; Dothideomycetes; Pleosporales; Sporormiaceae
Product: FAD-linked oxidase-like protein
Exons: 3
Coding region: 1-1728 (575 amino acids)
Biological process (GO): lactate catabolic process
Cellular component (GO): mitochondrion
Molecular function (GO): D-lactate dehydrogenase (cytochrome) activity; D-lactate dehydrogenase (NAD+) activity; FAD binding
Source: RefSeq, a predicted model, not a curated record
AUGUCUCCAACUCCGACUUUUAAGCAUUCGGCGGCGUAUACAAACGACGAAUAUCAGUCAACUCACUAUAAUCUCUUCAAGGACUCCAUAACAGCCCCUUUGAAGCCUGUACUCCCUCCAGGUGUUACAAGAUAUGCAUUGGAUGCUGCCAUCCUGCAGUACAUGGCCAUUGUUGGCUGGGACCAGGUUGUACAAGGGGAGGCACUGACGGAGUACAUCGACCCAUAUGAGCUCAAUGAAGCAGAGGGAAAACGCAAGAUUCCCAGCGUAGCAGUGCGUCCAAAGAACGUGGAGGAACUGCGCAAGGUGCUUGCAGUCUCGGAUGAGUAUAGCAUCCCAGUUUGGACCUUUUCCAGAGGAAAGAAUCUUGGUUAUGGCGGCCCAGCUCCCCGUGUGAGCGGCUCCGUUGCUCUGGACCUCCACCGAAUGAACAAGAUCAUUGAGGUCAAUGCUGAGUUUGCGUAUGCCGUUGUCGAACCCGGCGUCACAUUUACGGAGCUGUACGAGUACUGCGUGCGCAACAAGCUCAAAGUAAUGCCCUCUGUGCCUUCACUCGGCUGGGGUUCCGUUGUUGGGAAUACACUAGACCGUGGGACGGGCUUUACUCCGACGGCGACCCACCACCAGCAUAUCUGCGGUAUCGAAGCCAUGCUGGCUAACGGAGAGGUUGUCCGCACAGGUCAAUUCGCCGUGUCCGGGUCGCCCAACUCACACCUCUCCAAGUUCACCUUUGGCCCCAGCAUCGAGGGCCUCUUCCUCCAAUCCAACCUUGGUAUAGUAACAAAGCUGGGCAUAUGGCUGACGCCGUCUCCUCAAGCAUUCAUGUCAUGCUCGUUCUCUAUGCCGGAUCUUGAAGAUGUUGAGACCAUUGUUGAUGUCUUCGGUCCUUUGCGACGGGACGGACUUCUUCCGAAUACAGUUUACGUCUCAAACGUCAUUGAGUGGCUAGGCAUGAUCGGGAAGCGGGAGGAGUUCUGGUCGCAACCUGGACCAAUUCCCGACUGGCGAGUGAAGGAGCUCCAGAAAGAGUUGGGCCUGGGAUACUGGAAUGUGAAGUUCGGUCUAUAUGGCGCACCGGAUGUCAUUCGAGCACACUUCAACGAGCUCAAAAAGAUUGUCGAGAAGAAGGCGCCGAAGGGACAGCUAACAGGGGAGAUUUUCGCAGCGAAAGACGGAGAAGUGCUGGAUGCAGCGUCUGUACCGGAGCAGCAUGGCGGCUUCUUUCUGGGAAUACCCUCAUUGUGGAGCUUACCCAUGGUCAAAUUCCGGUUACCCAAGAACGGAAAAGGUAUCGGCUCGCAUUAUGACUACAGUCCCAUCGUCCCCUCGAGCGGGAAAGCGGUGCUGGAGUGGGUAAAGGUUGCAAAAACGAUUUGUGAAGCGGAAUCUUUCGAUCUUUUCUGCGACUUCUUCAUGCAUGAGCGCCAUGUCAUCUUUGUCAACAUGAUGACCUUUGACAAGACCAAUCCGGAUCACCGCAGCGCGGUGCAGACCAUUUUCCAGAAUCUGUUCGAAGAAGGGAAGAAGCGCGGGUAUAGUAAAUACCGCAGCCAUAUCAACGCCAUGGACCAGGUAGCUUCACUUUAUGACUUCAAUGACCAUGCAUAUCGCCGCUUUGUCGAGACUAUCAAGGAUGCACUCGACCCGAAGGGCAUUCUUUCACCAGGAAAGCAGGGAAUAUGGCCAAAGCGGUUCCGAACGGAUGAGAAGCUGAAGGCGCAUUUAUGA